Toxotes jaculatrix (banded archerfish) is the source of this 4919-nucleotide messenger RNA. It is a transcript of the gene kcnab2a, whose product is annotated as potassium voltage-gated channel, shaker-related subfamily, beta member 2 a. Gene Ontology annotation, cellular component: voltage-gated potassium channel complex; membrane; cytoplasm. Gene Ontology annotation, molecular function: transmembrane transporter binding; potassium channel regulator activity; voltage-gated potassium channel activity. Lineage: Eukaryota; Metazoa; Chordata; Actinopteri; Toxotidae. Bases 1 to 1356 code for a protein of 451 amino acids. Gene Ontology annotation, biological process: transmembrane transport; regulation of action potential; regulation of potassium ion transmembrane transport. The record is from RefSeq and is a predicted model, not a curated record. The transcript has 14 exons.
AUGUUUGCGGGAGGGUACGCUGGUGGCCCCCGGGGGGCUCCUGGCAGGCGCAAGUCCAGUUACUGUCCUCCUGAAAACCUGCAGAUCCCCAAACCAGCAGCGCCAGGCAGCGGUGUUCGGAAGAGCAGCAGCAGUGGCAGUGGCAAGAUGCUGUCUAUGUCAUACAGCGAGAGUAUCCGGAGCGGGAUCAACCGCUACCACUCAGACCAGGGGCUGAAUCAGCCACCGGCCAGGCCCACUGACCAGGCUGAGCUACAGAGACUCCGGGAACAGAGAGUCGCCGCUCAGGUUAAGAACAUGGAAGACUUCCUGAAGAUGAAUGGGCUGGCCCUGGAGGAGUGUGUGUCCUAUCAGACAGGCAUGAAGUACAGAAACCUUGGGAAGUCCGGCCUGCGGGUGUCCUGCCUUGGCUUAGGAACAUGGGUGACGUUCGGUGGACAGAUAACGGAUGAGAUGGCAGAGCAGCUGAUGACUCUGGCUUAUGAAAAUGGCAUCAAUCUGUUUGACACAGCGGAGGUCUACGCUGCUGGGAAGGCAGAGGUGGUGCUUGGAAACAUCAUAAAGAAGAAAGGAUGGAGACGUUCAAGUCUGGUGAUAACAACAAAGCUGUUCUGGGGGGGAAAAGCAGAGACUGAAAGAGGUUUAUCCCGAAAACACAUUAUAGAGGGUUUAAAAGCCUCCCUAGAAAGACUGCAGUUAGACUAUGUGGAUGUGGUUUUUGCGAACAGACCAGACCCUAAUACACCUAUGGAAGAAACGGUUCGAGCAAUGACCCACGUGAUAAAUCAAGGCAUGGCCAUGUACUGGGGAACAUCCCGCUGGAGCCCAAUGGAGAUAAUGGAAGCGUAUUCUGUGGCGCGGCAGUUCAACCAGAUCCCUCCCAUCUGUGAGCAGGCUGAGUACCACAUGUUCCAAAGAGAGAAGGUGGAGGUGCAGCUACCUGAGCUCUUCCAUAAGAUAGGUGUGGGGGCCAUGACAUGGUCACCACUGGCCUGUGGGAUCAUCUCAGGGAAAUACGACGGCAGGGUGCCUCCCUUCUCUCGGGCCUCUCUGAAGGGUUACCAGUGGUUGAAGGACAAGAUCUUGAGCGAGGAGGGCCGGCGUCAGCAGGCGAAGUUGAAAGAGCUGCAGGCAAUCGCGGAGCGGCUGGGCUGCACUCUGCCCCAACUCGCCAUCGCGUGGUGCCUACGGAACGAGGGGGUGAGCUCUGUCCUUUUAGGGGCGUCCAACACUGACCAGCUGAUGGAGAACAUAGGAGCGAUACAGGUUCUUCCAAAGUUGUCGUCCUCCAUCACACACGAGGUGGACAGCAUCCUGGGGAACAAGCCGUACAGUAAAAAGGACUACCGCUCCUAACGCGCAGCACGGCCCCGCCCGGCAGGGCUGCACCCGGGCUGCAUCCGCAGCGCCCCACCUUUGCCUGAUCCUCUGUUUGCUUGAGCUUUUACUGAGUGAGACCCUGGCGCAUGAGUCUGGCCACACCAAGGCCACCCAGGGCACCUCAUUUAGAGUUACAGGGAUAAGAUAAGAAAAGGGGGAAAAAAUACAGUCACCUCCACAGGAAAGAAAGGGAUUGACAAAGAAAGACAAAAGUGGUAGAGGGAUAUGCGCUCAUACUUAAAUCAGUUAUACAUUCAAUUCAGCUGAACGUAUUUUAAAAUCGUAGAGAAAAAUACCUUUUUAAAAAAAAAAAAAAAGCACACGCUUGCUUGGCAGCCAGAAUUCUUUUUCUUUUUUCUUUUUUAUUUUAUGUUGCUUUUUUUUCUAAAACUGAAUGCAACUAAAAGGAAGAUGAAGUUCAUACUGUAUGAAAAUACGAGUACUACUGUUGCACAUGUACCAUAGCCAUGCAUUUGUUCCUUGGACGUUCUGUUUACAAACACCUGUGUACUGUAUGAGUCCGUCAAAGUUUCUCUGAAACAAAAACAAUUUGUUUGUCGACAUUAUCAGUGUACGAGCCUUCUCGCGGGCUUUAACAAUCAGCACUUUAGUAUUGUCAGUAUAGGUGUUCAAAGGUAGUUUUAAGGAGGGGAGAGGAUGGGUAUUACAAUAGUCUUAUCUCACAGUCAUUGCACUAUUAGACUCACAUCGCCUCCUGAAUAAUUCCCUCUCCUCAUCCUCCCUCCGUGUCUUCACUGGCAGUGCAUUUGUCCAUCCUGAUGCCCUGACAUUCCAGCUGUCUAAGUGUGGUGGUGAAGUCCUAAACUGAACAGGGCUGAGAGGACGAGGCGAGACAACUGUCCUCUGCCUGAGAAGCUCCUCCUCCGCCCUGACCAGUCAACAGUCUGCGACGACGUGUCAGGAGCGUAGGCUGAUGUGUCCGGGCAACUGCCACUGAAGAGAUUAGCUAUUUAUUCAUCCCUAACAGUAGGAACUGCAGUCGUGUUAAAUCAAAUGCAGUGUCCUGCUUCACUGUGCUACCCAGCCUCUGUUAUGUUUUUCAGGCUGAGGAUUAACGGGAAGUGGUCAUAUCAGUGCUGGUUCAACAUCUCAUGGAAACUUCUCCUUGAUCAAAUUUUGUUCAAGUAUUUUGCCUUAUUUACAGUUGCAUCAGACUGUGCUGUGGGCUUUGGCGUAGAUGAGCAGCUCGACAGCUGUCCCUUUGGCCAUCUGGUCUCAUGUCCCCAGUAUAUAUUGCUGACUGGUGGAAGUGGAAUGGAAGUCGAGUUUGUCACAAGGAAGAGGUGGUGUUUCCAGUUAAUCAGUGAGUGGCAGCAGCUCAGGGAACGGAGCAGGUGGUUUUAGUCGUGUGUUGGCGUGCACAUGGUCAGGAGGUUGUAUUUACUCGUCUGUCUUUCUUUUAUGUGUGAACACUGGGGAGGACCGGUGACAUUUUAGCGUGGCUUGAGCCAAAGAUCUUCUUCUUCUUCUCUCUUUGACAACACAUCUGAGUGUUUCACUCUCACUUCCUGCAAAAUUAUAGAACUCAUCUUGACGCAUGUGCUGUCCGGCUUAUCUAUCUAUGGUAUGGACUUUACUCCAUAUACUGUAUAUCUUUACUUGACCAUGCUGUUAUAAUAGUUAACAAAUGUCCUUCAUAUACAGAAUGCAUAGUACAGCUAAAUGCUUUAGGAUCAUAAGGUUCGUUUCAGGCGUCAUACGACUUGAGAUGAGUUAGAAGUAUUAUUGCAGAUUUGCAAUUUGAUGCCACCCUAUAUCAUUCUUUCUCCUUUGGGUGCUCUCUUACUGUGAUUACAGCACAAGUGGAUAGCAUGUGAAACAUUCUCAAAGCAUGGACUCUCUUCGCCCAGCCUACAGUACCUAUGGGACAAGCAAGGUCACAUUACUCCCCUUACUAACACACAUAGAUAACAAAUCUUUACUAACAGCUGAAACUACUGAUUCUUAGCAGAAAAAAACAGAUGAAGAAAACUGUCAUAUUGGUGCGAAUGAUGAUAUGAAUGAGAUGUAGGUGCUUCUCGGUUUUUAAGUGGAGAGGAUAAUUAAAGUGAGCAUCACUGUGGGAUUUGUGCAGAUGAGGUUUACAGUCUGCUCCUCUGUGAUUUUUUUUGAACAGCAAAGUGACUUAACGUCUCUGCUGUUUAUCCUGUUUGUGUGUGUGUAUGUGGGGGGGGCAACUAAACUAAUCCCUUGCUUUAGCCUGUUGUAUUAGUUGAUCCCUGCAUACGUUUGAUUUGCUGUGUCUUGUAUGUCUGAGUGAAUUAAACUGGUGCAAGCCAGUGCUGUUUUCUCAGAAGAAAAAAAAAAAAAAGAUAAGCAAAGAACAUUUUGUUCAUUAGUCUGUGGAGUUCCUGUGUCUUAAGAUUUUCAUCUGCAGGGAGUGGAGAGGAAGUUUGAGACUUAACGGCAAAGUUUUGGACAUCUUGGGAAAUAUGCUUAUUUGCUUUCUUGCCAAGUUAGAUGAGACUACUGAUACCACUCUCAUGGCCAGCAGUCGACUAACGUAGCUUAGCAUAAAGGCUGGAAACAGCUAGCCCUGCUCUGUCUAAAGGUAAGAGGUUCACCUUGUCCUUGGCUUGCUAGCAUUACCACUAGCAAGCUAAUCUACAAGCAUGCUAGCUGGUACUAGGGGUGAGUAAAGCGAUACGACAGAAUUUCAAAUUAAUGUGAUGAAUCCAUUAUAUUUGGAAUUGAUCCCAUCAACACUAGUAUCUAUACUCAAAACAAGAUCUUGUGUAGGUAGUAUCAGUACAAGGAGGAUGAAUGAUGAUCCAACCACCCCUAGCUGGUAUUAUGGUAUUCAUCUAACUCUCAGCAAGAAAGCAACUAAGCACAAUUCCCAAAAUGUAGAACUUCUCCUUUAAAUAAUAUCGCUGUGCAUUUCGUUCGACCAUCAGUGUUAUUUCACACUGUACUGACCUGCCCAGCAGACAUCUUGUGCUGUUUACAGGUUAACACACAAUGUAGAAAUAACUUACUGUUUAAAGGCUGGAGCGUAGCUAGAAAAAAAAAUCAUGCUUUAAGUGGUCCCAGUUUCAUCAUAUUUGCUGUUCUAACAUAUUGAUGACUAGUACAGAAAUGAAACCAGACCCACAGAUGGAUAGAGCUUAUUUUACAGAAGGUUCUAGGUUAUACAGAGAAUAUAUUUUUUAUGUUUUAGCCUUUAAUGCAGUAGAGAGAAUUAAAAGGACUGCUUUUAUUUUUUUCAUCAUGCUGCAUUUUUCCUAUCUGUAUUGUAUCAAAUUUAAGACUGACAAAAAGAAGCAAUUUCUUUGUGUUGUGUAUGCAUUAUGAGGAAUGCUCUGAAGUGAAUGCAACGGUGGACUGAAUUCACUCUAAAGACGACAUAGUGAGCGCCUGGUAUCUUCUGUACAUAGUUUGACCUUUGUAUAUAUUUCUGGUUGUGAUCACCUCUGCCUUUUCUCUUUUCUUUUUUUUUUUAUUUUUUUUGCAGGCGUUGCUAUCUGCACUGUGCUUGAAUCUGAAAUUUAGACAGGAUGUACAGCUUCGAUCUUCAA